AUGACAGUAUGUAAUGCCGAGCUAAGGGCUUUAAGAUGCAUAAAUUCAUUCUUGGAAAUUUUUGGUACAAACAUAAAUGAUUUUGGUCUGGUAGAUUUUGACGUUAUUAUGAACGAUACUAAUGUGAGGUAUUGGAAAAACUAUUAUGUACAAGGCAUUACUUGUUGCAGUACGAUCUCGACAACUUAUUGCAUUAGCAACAACACAUUGGGAGAAGCUGCUUCUUUAUUGUCGGCUAAGCGAACUAGUCAUUUACGUUUUACAAUCCCACUUCAAACAAGUUCUGAUAUGCAAUGUUCAGUAAGUAAACAAUCAUCACUUGGUCAACUUUUACAGAUGAAAAAGCUAAUUAUGUGGGAUGAAGCACCAAUGAUUAAUAGAUGUGCUUUUGAAACUUUGGAUAACAUGUUAAAAGAUAUUACUGAAUGUGAAUUGUCAUUUGGCGGAAAUGUUGUUGUGUUCGGAGGAAAUUUUCGACAAGUGUUACCAGUAGUAAAAAGAGGAACAAAAGAUGAUAUCAUGAAGGCUAGUUUAGUUUUUUCAGAAUUAUGGCAAUAUUUUACACAACUACCGUUGACCGAGAAUAUGAGAGCUAAAUUAGAUCAUUUGUUCUAUGAAUAUUUACUUAGAAUUGGAAAUGGAAUUGAAAGAGAACAUACAUGUCACAUGAUUAAACUUCCUUCAUAUAUAAUAAUAGAUUUUGAGAGUGAAUUUGAAUCAUUGAAAAAAUUAAUUGCUAUUGUGUUUCCUGAUUUUCACACAUAUGGUAACAAUUUGAAUACUAUGAUGAAUAGAGUUAUUUUGACUUCAAAAAAUGAACAUGUAGAUGUAAUAAACAAUAUGUUAGUCAAAGAAAUUCCAAGAGAGAUAUUUACGUAUUUUAGUUUUGAUGAAGUAAUUGAUAAAACAGAAGGAUUUAUUCGUGAGGACUUUUUGAAUAGUCUAACUCCAAAUGACAUCCCUCCACGUGAACUUGUACUAAAAAGAAAUUGUCCUGUUAUGUUUCUUAGAAACAUUAAUCUUUCAGAAGGAGAUAAGCAUUCGGUACCAUUUAAGAGAACUCAAUUUCCCAUUCGUCCUUGUUUUGCAAUGACCAUUAACAAAGAUCAAGGUCAAACUUUAGAUUUUGUUGGACUAUAUUUGCCUGAACCUGCCUUCUCACAUGGUCAGUUAUAUGUCACUUUAUCUAGAGCAAGAACAAGGGAAAACAUAAAAGUUCUAAUAAAGCUAAUGGAUGAAAAAAAUCACACAAUUGUUGCACAAAAAAUCCUAAAAGAGGAUAUUUUCUCUGCUAAUCCAUUUUGUGUCAAGGAGAAUAACAUUCAGCUAUACAAAGUUAGUUAA
Molecule: messenger RNA, 1344 nt
Organism: Olea europaea var. sylvestris
Lineage: Eukaryota; Viridiplantae; Streptophyta; Magnoliopsida; Lamiales; Oleaceae
Exons: 4
Coding region: 1-1344 (447 amino acids)
Biological process (GO): telomere maintenance; DNA repair
Molecular function (GO): DNA helicase activity
Source: RefSeq, a predicted model, not a curated record